GGGAUACCCAGCACAUUUACAUCCCUGCACCUGCCCUGCUCUCAAGACCAGCAACCACCAAAAUCCCCCCCACCAGCAGCUCUAUAAAGCUCCUCUUUCCACACCUGACACUCAGGCAACAGCAGCCACUGACCUGCAUUUGGCAUUGGUGCAACAGCCCCUUGUCCAGCACAGCACUGCUCCCAGCUCCCAGGAUGGAAGCUUGUCACUCUCAAGAACAGUUCAAUAUCACUUUAUAUGAUUCCACAGCUGUGGCUAUCAUGACCCUCGAGGUGUUUGCUGGCCUGUGGAUAAAUGCUUUCAUUGUUUCUGUGAUUUGCAUGGCUUGGGUCAAGAAGAAAACUUUGAACUCUAAUGAGAAGAUCUUGCUGGUUUUGGGAUGCUCCAGGUUUUGGUAUUUGUGCAUCACAUGGGUAUAUUUCUUUCUUUCAAUAAUUUAUCCCCAUUUCCUUUAUGUUCAACCCAGACUUCAACUAGUUGUAUUUAUUCAGAGCUCUUUAAGUUAUUCCAGUCUGUGGUUUUCAGCAUGUCUUUGUGUCUUUUAUUGCAUAAAAAUUGCCAAUUUCGGGAACAGCUUCUUCAUCUACCUGAAAGUAAAAAUUGACAGGAUGGUGCCCUGGCUCUUGUUGGGGUCAGUGCUUUUCUCCCUGGUUAUUGGCAUCAUUGCCUAUGAUAUCGCUAAUAAACCGCACUGUAACAACCGCAAUUCCACUGGACGAAGUAAUUUUUGGAAAGCAAGUAUCAAAAUGGAUAAACAUUUUUUCCCUUCUUUCUUUAUUGCUGGCUUUGGAUAUGCUGUUUCAUUCAUGGCAGUCACCUCUUCUGCUCUCCUCCUUCUCUUUUCCCUCUGGAGACACAAACGCAACAUGCAGACAAACUCCAUGAAGGACCUCAGCAUGGAUACCCACAUCAAAGCCAUGAAAUCCAUUCUCUCCUUCUUCGUAAUGUACGGCAUCAACUUUGCAUGUUUGAUCUUGAAUAUGGUUUAUGCCACGAGGAAGGGAAGUCCUUUGACGUUUCUCAUUUUAGUAUUUCAAUACGCUUUUCCGGGUGCUCAUUCACUUAUUCUGAUUUUUGGCAAUCCCAAACUGGAAAAGACAUUGCCAAGGAUUCUGCUCUGUGUGAAGUUCAAGGCUUGCAUGAGGUAGGAACUGUAAAAAACUGCCGUAGCACUUGCAAAAUGUUGAUAUUUCAUUCUAGAAAGGGAAUCAUUUAAUCUCUAAUGCAACUCUCCAGGCAAUGUAGAUGAUACAGAUGUUCAGUCUUCAUCACUGAGAUUAAGAAGAUAUCAUUCAAAUACUUUGAAUUAAAAUAGUGUGGCUUAAAUAAAAUACUUUCAAUUAUAAUUUCAUCUAGGUAAUUCUUUGAGUUAAAUUAUUGCCAAUAAAAAAUUCAUUUAGACCUGGCACAUGGGCUGGUUACAGAAGGGCAAUAACAAUACUGCAAA
Molecule: messenger RNA, 1447 nt
Organism: Neopelma chrysocephalum (saffron-crested tyrant-manakin)
Lineage: Eukaryota; Metazoa; Chordata; Aves; Passeriformes; Pipridae
Product: taste receptor type 2 member 7-like
Exons: 1
Coding region: 195-1148 (317 amino acids)
Biological process (GO): detection of chemical stimulus involved in sensory perception of bitter taste; sensory perception of taste; G protein-coupled receptor signaling pathway
Cellular component (GO): membrane
Molecular function (GO): bitter taste receptor activity; G protein-coupled receptor activity
Source: RefSeq, a predicted model, not a curated record